ACGUCGUCCUGAAGCUGUGCUGUCAGUCAGGAUAGAAUCCCCCAGGGUAGGACCUCUCGUGAGCAAUCUCUCUAGGCAUUUCUAUUGACAUGCCAAAGUCAGGUGAAAACAGAUAGGCCAGUGAAACCACCCACUAUUUAUACCCCCACAGGACAACUGAUUCUGAAGCAACGAUCUGCUCUUGCGCAUAUAGUCCACGAUUCCCUUGAUAGAGAUCCCCGAGCGCCCAUCAUGUCUUCUACUACCGCUAAUGUGAAAAAGACGUCAGCAGUAACCCCCUGCAAGACGAUACGAGGCCAUACCGCGGGAGUUACAGGCGUUGCACACCUACCCGGUGGGCAGCGCAUCAUCACAUGCUCAUUCGACAGCUCACUUCGACUAUGGGACCUAGAGAGCCGUGCACAGAUAGGUGGCGAGUGGCGGGAUGAAGGAGAUGAGGCAGCAAUAAGGACCAUGGCAUUAUCUCCGAAUGGCAAGACUAUUGCCAGCGGAAGCGAGGAUGGGACAGUGAGGUUGUGGGAUGUUGAGACGGGGAUGGUUGUUGUCAAAUGGACUCAAGGACACACUGCUUUUGUGGAUUCAAUGUGCUGGAGUUCAAAUGGUGAGCGAAUUGUGAGCGGAUCAUACGACGGGACGGCAAGAGUGUGGGAUGUGAAAAGCAGCAAACCAGUCGAAGGUCUGAAUCCAAUCAAGACGGGACACGAACAUGUGUACGCGGUGAGCUACUCACCCGAGGCAUCAAUGAUUGCCACAGGAGGAUAUAACGAAAAUGGUUUCAAAAUCUGGGACGCGAAUACGGGCGAGCUGUUGCCCACGAUCAAACUCGAUCAAUCAGUUUGGGGCUUAAUCUGGACAUCGGAUGAAAAGAAGCUUAUUGCCGGAUUACUAGGGGACGAAUACUCGAUUAGGAUAUUCGACACUGCCACAUGGGCCCAAAUCGCUGUUCUGGAGGGUCACACACGUGUUAUCUACUCCAUCACUUUAUUUCCCAAUGACCGCCUCCUUGCGAGUACAUCUUGGGACGGAACAGCGCGUCUCUGGAAUCUUGACACAAACCUCCAAAUCGGGCCACCUCUUCAACACAAAGAUGACGUCACUUGUGCGGCCUUUUCCGCUGAUGGAAAGUUGCUAUCCACUGCAGGUUGGCAGAAUGAAAUUGCGUAUGUAUGGGACAUUCAAGCCAUCCUCAAAAAAGCUGGCCUAGAAGAUCUCUUGUCCAUACCUGAGGCACAAAAAUCUGAACUCAAAGACAAGCUAUCAGGUGCUAAUACUACGCGACAUCCGCCCAUCCGUCCAGCCCCACGUCAAGUGCCACCAGGCUUUUUCGAUAACGUGCAAGAUAGUGGUCCUUCCUCCACUACUCGCCGUGUCCAUCCUGAUCCCUGUCUACAUCGCCCACGUCGUGCGUUUGCACUAUCCUGGGGAUCACGUCCACAUGCGCUCCUCGCUCGCCUUCCCUCGCUCUUCCACCGUUCCCCACCCAAUGCCGAUGAACCAGUCGAACCUCAGCAACGUCCACUGGGACCUGGUACCUCCUCUCGUCGCAGUCCUCCUGUCGUCGACGUUCCAGUACUAGAUGACAAGAAGGCACUGUAUGUUGCUCGGCGGCCGGAACGAGCUAGCGACAAAGCAAAACGCGUCGACAGCUCGAAAUGGUGGGCUCGUGUUGUGCUGUUCCUCUGCUGUGUGUCUCCGCCCAACGACGACAGUCACUGACGGUGUUAGAACAUGGACGAUUAGAUAUCCUAAUAGGUUUGCCUAAACCUUUCAAAUAUACUUCAAAAUACUA
Suillus discolor is the source of this 1789-nucleotide messenger RNA. Its product is annotated as WD40-repeat-containing domain protein. The transcript is spliced from 6 exons. The coding region runs from base 232 to 1716 and encodes 494 amino acids. Gene Ontology annotation, molecular function: protein binding. NCBI's taxonomy places the organism in Eukaryota, Fungi, Basidiomycota, Agaricomycetes, Boletales, Suillaceae. The record is from RefSeq and is a predicted model, not a curated record.